GCGGCGCUCAGCGCGACUUCCCUGUCACUGGCUACUACGGCUCCCAGCCCUCCUCCGAGCCGCCCGAGCCGAGCCCCGGCGGUCUAGUUGAUCCGAGUGGCGAUUCGACUCGCUCUGCUGCAUGUCCGGGGGGACCGUGCCCAGUGCGGAGCCGCGCCGGGGACCCAGCGACCGCAGCUCGAGACGCCCAGGAGGAGCCCGAGCAGCCAGCCCGACCCGGCCGCCCUAGCCGACAUGCGGCUGCUGGAGAGGGCGAGGAAAGAGUGGUUCAUGGUCGGGAUCGUGCUGGCCAUCGCCGGCGCCAAGCUGGAGCCGGCCGUGGGGGUGACCGGAGGUCCACUGAAGCCAGAAAUCACUGUCUCCUACAUUGCCGUCGCAACAAUAUUCUUUAACAGUGGACUCUCGUUAAAAACGGAGGAGCUGACCAGUGCAUUGGUGCAUAUAAAACUGCACCUGUUCAUUCAGAUCUUUACGCUGGUGUUCUUCCCGACGGCAAUCUGGUUUUUCCUUCAGCUCUUAUCAGUCACACCCAUCAAUGAAUGGCUUCUCAAGGGUUUGCAGACAGUGGGCUGCAUGCCUCCCCCCGUGUCUUCUGCAGUGAUCUUAACCAAGGCAGUUGGUGGAAACGAGGCAGCUGCGAUAUUUAAUUCCGCCUUCGGAAGUUUUUUGGGCAUCGUGAUAACGCCUUUGCUCCUGCUGCUUUUUCUGGGCUCCUCCUCCUCUGUGCCUUUCACCUCUAUCUUCUCUCAGCUUUUCAUGACCGUGGUGGUGCCCCUCAUUAUCGGACAGAUCGUCCGAAGGUACAUCAAGGACUGGCUGGAGAGGAAGAAGCCGCCUUUCGGGGCCGUGAGCAGCUGCGUCCUCCUCAUGAUCAUCUAUACCACGUUCUGCGACACCUUCGCCAAUCCAAACAUCGACCUGGACACAUUAAGCCUUAUCAUCAUCCUCUUCAUCAUAUUUUCUAUUCAGCUGAGUUUCAUGCUCUUAACCUUCAUCUUCUCAACAAGGAAUAAUUCGGGUUUCACACCAGCAGACACUGUGGCUAUCAUUUUCUGUUCUACACACAAAUCCCUCACAUUGGGAAUCCCAAUGCUGAAGAUCGUGUUUUCUGGCCAUGAGCAUCUGUCUCUCAUCUCCGUGCCCUUGCUCAUCUACCACCCAGUGCAAAUCCUGCUGGGAAGCGUGCUGGUGCCAACCAUCAAGUCAUGGAUGGUCUCCAGGCAGAAGGGCGUGAAGCUGACCAGGCCAACGGUAUAACGGAGGAGGCGCCCUGGAUGCCAUGAUGUAGAUAUG
Molecule: messenger RNA, 1293 nt
Organism: Sorex fumeus (smoky shrew)
Lineage: Eukaryota; Metazoa; Chordata; Mammalia; Eulipotyphla; Soricidae
Gene: SLC10A7
Product: solute carrier family 10 member 7
Exons: 12
Coding region: 235-1257 (340 amino acids)
Cellular component (GO): plasma membrane
Source: RefSeq, a predicted model, not a curated record